This is a messenger RNA of Penicillium manginii, 987 nucleotides long. Its product is annotated as dihydrodipicolinate synthase family protein. Lineage: Eukaryota; Fungi; Ascomycota; Eurotiomycetes; Eurotiales; Aspergillaceae. The transcript is spliced from 2 exons. Gene Ontology annotation, molecular function: 4-hydroxy-tetrahydrodipicolinate synthase activity. The record is from RefSeq and is a predicted model, not a curated record. Bases 1 to 987 code for a protein of 328 amino acids.
AUGUCGCCUACUCCACUCCGCCCCGGCGUUUAUGCGCCAACCAUGACCUUCUUCGACCCCAACAGCGAAGACCUUGAUGUCCCUACAAUCCGCCGCCACGCCGUGCGCUUGGCCAAGGCGGGGCUUGUCGGCCUGGUGACCAUGGGCUCGAACGGUGAAGCCGUGCAUCUGACCCGCGAGGAGCGUGCCACCGUGACUCGCGAGACUCGCUCUGCUCUCGACGAGGCCGGAUUCCAAAACGUGCCCGUCAUUGCCGGUGCCAGCGAAAACAGUAUUCGCGGUACCAUUGACCUUUGCAAGGAGGUCGCUGCUGCUGGUGGCGAGUACGCUCUCAUUGUGCCUCCUAGCUAUUACCGCGCUGCUGUUGGCAACGACGAGACUAUUUAUGAGUACUUCACAUCCGUGGCCGACGGCUCACCUAUUCCUCUGAUCCUGUACAACUACCCUGGCGCCGUCGCCGGUAUUGACAUGGACUCCGACCUCAUCAUUCGCAUCUCUGAGCACCCCAACAUUGUUGGUACCAAGUUCACCUGUGCCAACACUGGCAAGCUCACCCGCGUCGCCAAUGCCCUGGGCGCAGUCACCCCCGCAUCUCCACUGGCCAAUGCCAACCGCCCCGCACCAACUGUCUCCAAGCCUGAUGCGAAGCACCCCUACAUUGCCUUCGGUGGUAUCGCCGACUUCACUCUGCAGACCCUUGUCUCUGGUGGAACUGCCAUUCUGGCCGGCGGUGCCAAUGUCAUCCCCGUCUCUGCGUGCGGUCGUCUGGCCGAGGCCAUUGAGGCUCAGCAGCAACUCAGCGCUGCGGACUGGGUUCUGACCAAGGCCGCUAUUCCCGGCACCAAGUCUGCCAUCCAGUCUUACUACGGAUAUGGUGGAUACCCUCGACGCCCGCUUGGCCGUCUCAAUGAUGACCAGGCCAAGGAUCUCGCGGGCAAGAUCAAGGGCGCUCUGGAUGUGGAGCUCUCCCUGAAGGAUGUCGCAUAA